AUGCCAUCUGCUAACACUGUUUACAGAGAUUUGGAGAAGGAGCUCUUUCCUGAAUGGCGGGCGAAGUAUAUCGAUUAUAAGACCGGAAAGAAGAAGAUAAGAGCCAUUGCCCGAGCCAUCCAGAAAGGGAAUCGCAGCGGUCGUACUCCUUCAUUUCGAAGCCCUAUUCUUCGAACGCCCUCGUUUAAGAGUCCCACGAAACUUCGCCAUCGGUCGAAUACACACAAUGGCGAUGGAGCGGCACCGGAAGAUGCAACGGAUGGUCGCGCCGUAUCAACGGCCACACCAACUCGACAGGCGCUGCGCACACCGGGAUCGAGGUUUUCUGAUAACGUAGGGAACUAUGGGAGUAUAGUGGCUUCUCCGCCUCUGUCUCUGUCUCAGCGGGGAAGGGGGUCAGAUAUGGAUUCGCUCCGGCUCCCGAAGGCUGCGAUGGACGUCGACGAAGAACAUGUGCCACCGGAGCGGGACUUGACUGAGCGUGGAGUAUCGUCACCAGUAGAGCACUCCGAUGACGAGCAUACCGAAGAAGACAUUUCCGAGGAUGGAUACUCCGACGAAGAACAAGAACAAGAACAAGUGCAAGUGCAGGAACGGCCUGGACCAAAACGCUCUCCAACAUUUCUUCGUCGGGUUUUCUCUCAGACCAAUGGGAUCGCUGAGUUUGAGAAACGGGAGGCUGAGUAUUUUGUAUUCCUGGAUGGCGAGCUGGACAAGAUCGAUUCGUUCUAUCGCCAGAGACAGAUGGAGGCACAAAGAAAACUAGAUGUUAUCAGUCGACAACUAGACAUCAUGAGACGGGCACGUGCACGGGAGUAUAAUGCACAGUAUGGCGAUGACCAGCAACAAGGACAAGGGCCUCGGAAGUUUUUCGGCUCUCGUAUCAGAGACACGUUUACUGGGAGGACCCGGUUCGGAAAGAACACUCGGGCGCUGGUAGCGAUGGAGACGCCGAGAAUCCCAGAGCAAGAAAACGAUGAUGCCGCUCACAGACGAGACUAUACGCGACGACCGGAUUCCGAUUCAGCGAACCCAGCCGUGCCAUACCGAGAGGCGAAACACCAGCUCAAGCGUGCCUUACAGGAAUACUAUCGAGGAUUGGAAGUGCUGAAGGAUUACGCUCUUUUGAAUAUCGAGGGCUUUCGCAAGAUCAACAAGAAGUACAACAAAACCAUCAAAGGUUAUCCUGGCAAGGCGCAAGGCCUCAAAGUCGAACCGUCAAUGGGCUCGAUGACUGAUAUCGUGAACAAGGCAUCAUUUGCAGACACGAAAACUGUCGAACUUCUCAUGCGCGAGGCGGAAGAGUUAUAUGCAAGGUUCUUCGCGGGUAGGGAUCGUAAGAUUGCGGUAUCCAAGCUUCGCCACAAUGUCAACAAAUCAACCGACUAUUCCUUCACUGUGCUAAUAUCGGGUAUGCUCCUUGGAAUCGGCAUGAUAUGCUCGGUUUGGGGUUUGGUGCUCGGUGCGCGGCGUUUAAAAUCCAGUGGAAACGAGCAUACUGAAACCAGCUAUCUGUUACAGAUUUAUGGAGGAUAUUUCUUAAUCGUAUUUCAUUUCUUGCUAUUUUGGGCAGAUUGUAUCAUCUGGACUCGCUCAAAGGUCAAUUAUGGGUUUGUUUUUGAAUAUGAUAGUAUGAAUAUGCUGGACUGGCGCCAGUUUUUAGGGAUCCCUGCCUUUUUCAUGCUCAUCCUCGGAAUUUGCAUGCUUGUGAAUUUUCAAUGGUUCAAUGCCAUGUAUAUAUACUGGCCUGUCGUCUUGAUAGGUGCUACUGUGGUUAUCGUCUUUCUGCCAGCUCCUAUAUUGUAUCAUCGUAGUCGAAGAUGGUGGGCCGCCACAAAUUGGCGACUUUUACUUCCUUGCUUCUACCGUGUCGAGUUCCGAGAUUUGUUUCUUGGUGACAUGUACUGUUCUCAAAGUUACGCCAUGGGGAAUAUUGAACUCUUUUUCUGUCUGUAUGCCAAUGGAUGGAACAGCCCGACGCAAUGUAACUCAAGCCAUUCACGGCUUCUUGGGUUUUUCACAUGCCUCCCAUCAACAAUGCGUGCCUUCCAGUGUAUUCGUCGAUACUGGGACUCGAAGAAAGCCUACCCUCAUCUUCUGAACAUGGUGAAGUAUAUCUGCGGUAUUCUCUACUACGCUACUCUCAGUAUGUAUCGGAUCGAUAGGCAAACUUCAUACAAGGCCGCAUUCAUUUUCUUCGCAGCAAUGAACGCCUGCUUUACAUCCUUCUGGGACGUGGUGUUCGACUGGAGUCUAGGAAACUUCUAUAACAAAGAAAACUGGCUCUUGCGCGACACACUCACUUUCCGCAGAAAAUGGGUAUACUACGUCGCCGCUUUCUUGAACGUCACAAUCCGAUUCAACUGGAUCUUCUACGCUAUAUAUGCCAACGACAUCCAACACUCAGCAAUCCUCAGCUUCAUGAUAUCCUUAUCCGAGGUCUUUCGUCGAGGUAUCUGGGUGAUCUUUCGCGUUGAAAACGAACACUGUGAAAACGUGCGUUUGGUUCGCGCGUUUAGAGAGCCUCCUCUUCCUUACCCGAUAUCACCGCCCCUCGAUGGUGCUGUGAUCCAAGAAGUUACUCCCACAGAUGUCGAGCGCGUGUCCGGUCCGCGUCACGCCUCCACUAUUUUCCGUAUUGGAAAUAGGAUUGCUGGGGCGCACGCGGAGGACUUUGAGAGAAGACGUCCUCCCGCUCACUUCGUCGAUAACUUCCUUGAUAACGCCAUGGCGCAUAAUUUCGCACAUGCCGGUGAAGACUGGUCCGAUGAUGAAUCAGGUCCUGGUUGA
Molecule: messenger RNA, 2790 nt
Organism: Penicillium angulare
Lineage: Eukaryota; Fungi; Ascomycota; Eurotiomycetes; Eurotiales; Aspergillaceae
Product: SPX and EXS domain-containing protein
Exons: 6
Coding region: 1-2790 (929 amino acids)
Biological process (GO): phosphate ion transport; cellular response to phosphate starvation
Cellular component (GO): cytoplasm; Golgi apparatus; plasma membrane
Molecular function (GO): inositol hexakisphosphate binding
Source: RefSeq, a predicted model, not a curated record